Messenger RNA from Leopardus geoffroyi (Geoffroy's cat), 2905 nucleotides. RefSeq names its product grainyhead like transcription factor 3 (gene GRHL3). The transcript has 17 exons. Gene Ontology annotation, biological process: regulation of transcription by RNA polymerase II. NCBI's taxonomy places the organism in Eukaryota, Metazoa, Chordata, Mammalia, Carnivora, Felidae. Gene Ontology annotation, molecular function: RNA polymerase II cis-regulatory region sequence-specific DNA binding; DNA-binding transcription activator activity, RNA polymerase II-specific. The record is from RefSeq and is a predicted model, not a curated record. Gene Ontology annotation, cellular component: nucleus. Bases 403 to 2076 code for a protein of 557 amino acids.
UGUGAUGUUUGAGGCUGGCCAGGUCAUUGUGAUGCAGGUUUUGCUUUCUAACCCCACACCUUCCCUGGGGCCUUGCUGGGGCCUUGCUGUGGCUCCUGAAAGCCUCGUGGGGUCUUGCAAACAGUUCUUGGGGUUGAGAAGGUUUAGCCUAGAGGCUGCUUGGAUGCGGGGUGCAUAGGUGGGGGAUCAGCUUUUGAAGAUGGCACCAGGUCGCUGGUGUUUGUGAAAUGUGAUCCGGCAGAUAAGACAUCUGGCACUAAUGCUUUCUUCCGUUCUCUUGAUUUCAGGUCCGUACGACUGCUAAAGAAUGACCCAGUCAACUUCCAGAAGUUCCCCUACACUAGUGAGGACGAGGCCUGGAAGACCUACCUGGAAAACCCCUUGACGGCUGCCACGAAGGCCAUGAUGAGGGUCAAUGGCGACGACGACAGUGUGGCGGCCUUGAGCUUCCUCUACGACUACUACAUGGGCCCCAAGGAGAAGCGGAUACUAUCCUCCAGCACUGGGGGCCGGAAUGACCAAGGAAAGAGGUACUACCAUGGCAUGGACUAUGAGAUGGACCUCGCUCCCCUUGAAAGUCCCACGCAUCUCAUGAAAUUCCUGACCGAGAAUGUGUCUGGAGCCCCAGAGUACCCAGAUGUGCUCAAGAAGAAUAACCUGAUGAGCUUGGAGGGGGCCGUGCCCACUCCGGGCAAGGCAGCUCCCCUCCCCGCAGGCCCUGGCAAGCUGGAAGCUGGCUCUGUGGACAGCUACCUGCUGCCCACCAGUGAUGUGUAUGAUAACAGCUCCCUCAACUCCUUGUUUGAGAGCAUUCAUGGGGUGCCACCCACACAGCGCUGGCAGCCUGACAGCACCUUCAAAGAUGACCCACAGGAGUCACUGCUCUUCCCAGAUAUCCUGAAAACGUCCCCAGAACCCCCGUGUCCAGAAGACUAUCCCAGCCCCAAGAGUGACUUUGAGUACACCCUGGGCUCCCCCAAAGCCAUCCACAUCAAGUCAGGGGAGUCGCCUAUGGCCUACCUCAACAAAGGCCAGUUCUAUCCCAUCACCCUGCGGACCCCAGCAGGCGGCAAAGGCCUUGCCUUGUCCUCCAACAAAGUCAAGAGUGUGGUGAUGGUGGUCUUUGACAAUGAGAAAGUCCCGGUGGAGCAGCUACGCUUCUGGAAGCACUGGCAUUCCCGGCAACCCACUGCCAAGCAGCGUGUCAUCGAUGUGGCCGACUGCAAAGAAAACUUCAACACCGUGCAACACAUCGAGGAGGUGGCCUAUAAUGCAUUGUCCUUCGUGUGGAAUGUCAACGAGGAGGCCAAGGUGUUCAUCGGUAUCAACUGCCUCAGCACAGACUUCUCCUCGCAGAAGGGGGUGAAGGGCGUCCCCCUGAACCUGCAGAUCGACACCUACGACUGUGGCUCGGGCGCUGAGCGCCUGGUGCACCGCGCCGUCUGCCAGAUCAAGAUCUUCUGUGACAAGGGAGCAGAAAGGAAAAUGCGGGAUGAUGAACGAAAGCAGUUCCGGAGGAAGGUCAAGUGCCCCGACUCCAGCAACAGUGCAGGUAUGAAGGGCUGCCUGCUGUCUGGCUUCAGGGGCAAUGAGACCACCUACUUGCGGCCUGAGGCUGACCUGGAGACCCCACCGGUGCUGUUCAUCCCUAAUGUGCACUUCUCCAGCCUGCAGCGUCCCGGAGGGGCAGUGCCCUCGGCAGGUCAGAGCAGCUCCAACAGGCUGCCUCUGAAGCGUUCCUGCUCACCUUUCGCUGAGGAGUUUGAGUCUCUGCCCUCCAAAAAGGCCAAGGAAGACGAUCUUCAGAGAGUUCUGUUGUAUGUGCGGAGGGAGACCGAGGAGGUGUUUGACGCCCUCAUGUUGAAGACGCCAGACCUGAAGGGGCUGAGGAAUGCGAUCUCUGAGAAGUAUGGGUUCCCUGAAGAGAACAUUUACAAAGUCUACAAGAAAUGUAAGCGGGGAAUCUUGGUCAACAUGGACAACAACAUCAUCCAGCACUACAGCAACCACGUCGCCUUCCUGCUGGACAUGGGGGAGCUUGAUGGCAAGAUUCAGAUCAUCCUGAAGGAGCUAUGAGGCCCAAGCAUCCACACCCUCAGACCCCGUGGGGUGGCUCCAGGCAAGGAGCCCCCUGGGGAGUGGCCCAUGCCGCACACAACCUCUCCUCAUGCCCCAGUGCUGUUACUUGAAUGCCCUCCCUGAGAAAAACACAUCACAGACCUACAGAUGUCAAGGUCAGUGAAGGGACCCAGGAGGUAUCCUGACCUGAACCCCGUCUCAUGCUUGAAUCUACCCUGGACUUCCUGCCAGCCCCCGCCCAGCCAGAAAGAGUGUCGUCCUGCUUAACGUUCCCAUAGCCUGUCUCCUUCUCUGAAGACCCUCCUUUCAGUCCAUCGCCUGGUUGGCCGUUCAGAUGGUGCCAGUGGACCCUCUUUCCCAAAGCUGACUCGACUCCUGUCCGGCCUGCAUUCUUGAUUCUUCCAACAACUUCAGACUGAGGAUCCCUUACCCUUUGGUCAAUUAACUUGAAAACUCUUUUGAUUUUCAAUGCAAACAACUUUUAACUGUUACCAUGGUGGAAACACUCUUUCUCCCGGAUUUCCUUGAUACAAGUUGUAAAUAAUAGAGCUGAUUCAUUGGAGUGGCUGCUGUAUAAAAUAACUUCCAUGCCUGUUCACUGAUGUACACAUUUCUUAUUUACAAUUUUCAUUUAUGUUAUAUAUAUAUAUAAGUAUAUAUUGUAUAUAUAUGCAACAUUUUAUAUUUUUCAUGGAUGCAUUUUUAUCAUUUCAAAAAAUGUGUAUUUCACAUUCUUGGACUAUUUUUUUUAGCUGUUAUUCAAUUAUGCAUUUUGUAUACUCACGUGGUAUUUAGUAAUAAAAUUCUACCUAUGUAUUACUUCAAA